AUGUCAAUCCGGGCCCAAAAAUUCUACCACCGCCAAGGCUCCGUAAACGUUUCGCCAGCGCCACGCUGCACCUCGCGAACGUCGAGAGAUAUGUUCGCAGUGCUCUCCAGGACAAUUCCACGACGCGCUGCGGUGCAGUCGGUGCGAUGGAUGUCCCAAAAACCCCCAACUUCUCGCAAGACGGCCAAGGGGACACCGAAACCGACACCACCGCCGAAGUCUACGACAGCUGCGUCAGAUUCACCGCAGGGGUCGACGUCUAAGCCUUCGCAGGCGGAGUCACCUUUGGAAGGACCGUCGGAACCUCUGCGAACACCGCUGUCUGGUGUCCCAACUCUUGACUUCUCACCCGAACCUCAGCAAGAGUUCCAGCGGACCGGUGCCAGGUCAUCGAAGGGUGCCCUCUCGUCUUCCGAGCGCAAGCGGCGGUCUAUGAGUCGUGUAAUGCUAGCGCUGCUCGCAUUGGCGUUCACUGGACAUACGGUGUGGAUGGGACGGGAGUGGGAGGAUGACGAAUUGAAGGAAAAGAAGAUGAAACGCGAAGACGCGCCCACGACGCGUUUGGGACGGACAUUGGAACGGUAUAAUGACAUAUUUGAUAUUUUCAAUAAACCGGCGUGGCCCGAACUCCUUCCUCCGCCAUACCCUCCACCACACCAAAAACCCUACACGCUCCUUAUUUCCCUUGACGACAUGCUCAUCACUUCAACAUGGGAUCGCCAACACGGCUGGCGGACAGCGAAGAGACCCGGUGUCGAUUAUUUCCUUGGUUAUAUUUCCCAGUUCUACGAAGUCGUUAUCUUCACCACCCAACCCUCAUAUACUGCCGCACUCAUCGUCGACAAACUCGACCGAUAUGGUUUCUUCGUCAAUUACCGCCUAUACCGUGAAGGCACACGUACACUAGAUGGCAAAAUUGUCAAGGACUUGUCCUACCUCAACCGAGAUCUCUCAAAAGUAGUAAUGCUCGAUACCGACCCUGAACAUGUUGUUACUCACCCAGAGAACGCGAUCAUCCUGCCCAAGUGGAAAGGUGACCCCAAAGACAAGAGCCUCGUCGCUAUGAUCCCCUUCCUGGAAUCCAUUGCCAUCUACAAACCUCCUGAUGUGCGACCCAUCCUCAAGGCGUACGAAGGCAAGAACAUACCCAUUGAGUACGGCAAGAUCGAGGCGGAGAUGAAGGCUAAACAAGUCGAGGAGUGGAAAGCGAAGCACAAGGCCGCUCCACCGACCUUCGGAUCCCUCUUCGGUGUCCAAACGACCGCAUCUGCCCAGCCCAAGGGUGUUCCUCCGCCAACGUACCUCGAGACGAAGCGCAAAGAAGCGCAGCAGCAGUACUUGGACGAGCAGAAGUAUAUUGCCGACCAUCGGGAGGAGCUCGAGAAGCUCUUGGAGCAGGACCAGGCGAUGGCGGCGGCGCAGGUGCCAGCGAACCUUUGGGCGGCGAUGGAUCAGCUGAGAGGUGGCGCACCGCCCCAGCCGGGUGCUCCUGGUGCUCCGGCUCCAGCGGGUCAGAGCUCGGGUACAUCUGCACCGACCCCGCCACCAGCGGCGAAGGCAUAG
Messenger RNA from Cyclocybe aegerita, 1563 nucleotides. The record is from the annotation of a GenBank genome assembly. NCBI's taxonomy places the organism in Eukaryota, Fungi, Basidiomycota, Agaricomycetes, Agaricales, Hemipholiotaceae.